CAAACACCAACACCAACCACAACACAACACCAACCAACCACAAGAUGAACCAGCUCAUCAAGGAUCGCUCUGUCGCGCUGGGUGCCGGCCCUCACACCGCUCAGCGAUCCAGCGUAGGUGUCCUGCCUCACGAAGCAUCAGACGCUGACCUGUGGGAGCAAGUGAAGAAGAAAAACAGCUCUGUCAUCGGCACUCUGUCCCCCGCCCCAGAGGACCAGCAGGAAGCUAGACAAGCAGAGCAGCCCCCAAAGGUGGCGAAGAUGGAAGGUGAGACAAGCGAUGCAGAAGAGGAACCCAGGCCAGAGGAGAAUGACAGCGAUGAAGACGAUAGCGGCACCAACUCCUUUGAGACCGCGCGGGCAGCCUUCAAGAACCAGCUCGCCUCCUGCCUUGUGCGCUCCCCAGGCCUGCCAGCACCCCGGCGUCCGGGAACCAAGCGCGAGCUUUCUCUGGGCUCAGCGCACGCCUCUUCUUCCACAGACGACACAGAAACCUAUCGCCCCCGCCUGGUCUCCCAGUCGCAAAAGGAUCGCAUUGCCCUCCUCCGCGCCUCAAAGAUGACCCGGUCCCGGCCUGCCCGCUCCCGCUAUAUUCGCGUGGACGCAUCGUGCUCCGUUGUCGACGACCACGGCGCUGCGCCAUCCUCAGGCCUCUCCCGAGACACAACCCCUGUGCCCGCUGCUGCGACAAGCGAACACGAGCACGGGCAUAAGAGAGAUGCGCCAACGACUAUGCACGCCCGUGGCUCGUUGGCUGCUCAACACAAGGCAGAGCCCACACCCAUCAAGAAGCCGUCGCACUCGCUGCCUGCAAUUCACCCGCUCCACAACGCAAACGCGCAGCAGCCGGCACGCGCCGCAAGCCACCACGGCAGCCACGACCACCACGACCACCAGCAUGAGCACAACACCAAGCAGCAGCAACAACAGCAGCAAGAGCAACACGGACACGAGCACAAGCGUCACAGCAUGCACGACAUGCUCACAAAACUGCUUCACCCACACCAGCAGCACCAGCAACAUCAUGAAGAAGUGCGUGCAAGCAAAGCAGAGCCGGCAGCGCAGGCCGAAGAAAUCAAAGACAACGGCAUCACGUGCGAUCAGACACCAUUGAGCGUCAAAGAGGAUAUGAAAGAGGAGCCUGAUAGCGCACCGCCAGCACCCGUUGAGGCAGCAGCCGUGCCAGCAGACAAGGGAGCCGAAGCAUCGGAGGAAGAGCAAGAGGAUGAAGUCAAAGAGGAACAGGUUGAAGCAGAAGACGCAAAGCAGCAACACCGUCCAUCCCUCACCCUUCAACCUCAGGAGAACAUCGUCUCAGCGCAAGCAGAGGAGGAAGGCGAAUGUUCCUCGCUGCACGAAGGCAACGACAAGGACAACGUGCCCGAAACCACCGCUGACCAGGGCGACAACAGCACGGAGGAAGGCGAGCAGCCCACGUCACCGGUUGUGCAGUUGCUGCAGCACGCCUCCUCUCAUUCGACGUCGUGGGGCGACAACCUGCGCGCAGAGCUCAUGCAGCGGCUCUCUGUCCGCACUCCUUCGCGUGACAGCGACCUCGCUAGCCACUCGGACUACAUGCAGAUCAAGGGCGGCGCGCCUGAAGUGGACGACGACACGGUCACCACCGUGCAAUUGCCUGCAGGCACGCACUCAAAUGUUGGCAAUCUCGCUGAGGACGAAGAGGCGACAGCCGGUCUCGCCAGGCAGCCCACCAUUACCAAGGGCGUGGAAGGCAGCCCCAGCCGUAGGAAGUUCAAGUCAAAGAAGGCGAUGAGCCGCCGCCAGCACAGCAGCGACGCCGAGGACACGCUUGCCGAGGUGGACGAAGAAGACGAGGAGAGCAUGGUUGAAGAACAACAGUCGGUGCCCCAGCAACCAACCGGGCACGCGCACCAGGAUGCGAAGCGGGAGGAAGACGACGUGUCGGCCGGUGUUCCUGAUGACACCAAGGCCGAGGAGGCAACAACUGCCGUAGCGGGCGCAGCACCGGUGUCAGAGGAGGACAAUGACGAGGAAGAUGGGGAUGUUACGAGUGCAAUGCAGGAGCAAGCGGAGCAGGAGACAGCGGCGCAAUCGAAGCAGGGCGAGGCAGAGAAGAAGCAAGCGGCGUCACCAGCAAAGAUGACGCGGGCUGAGCGGCGGGCCGAGAAGAAGAAGGAGAAAGAGGCAAAGAAGGCCGCAAAGAAGAAGAAGAAGCCAGUGCCCCUCCCGCGAAAGUCAUCCAAGUCCCUGUCCACAAGCCAAGGAGAGGAAGGCCCACAGCAACAGCAAGAAGUGUGCCGUGCCAAGCCGCCCGCACCCAAGACGAAGCCCAAGCCCAAACGCGAGUCGGCCGCGAAUCAGCAGGAUGGCACGCAGAAGCGGGGGCUCGUGUCGCGUGUGCUUGCACACAUGUCCCCGCACCGCUACACCACGCGCCGUGGCAGCAACGUCAGCAGCAACAACGUCAGCCGCGACCGACUUGGUCAACACGAGGCGCCAGCGCAAGAGAGCAGCAACGCUGCCGGUGCCAGCGAGAAGGGUACGGCGGACACGUCCACGACCAACAACAACAACAACAACAGCAGCAGCACGUCGACGUCGUCACGGUUCUCCAUGCCGCGAUGGAAAUGGGAUCUCCUGCAGCGCAAGCGGAACAAGAGCGCGGCCUCAUCCAAACGCGAGAGUCUCGACACCGUCCCACCGACAACAGAAGCAGCAGCGACAACAACAACGACGACAACAGCAGCAACAGUAGCAACAACAACAGCAACCACGACUGCUUCUGCCACGGCAGCACGCCCUCCACCGCUGUCACCCCCGACAUCCCCGACAUCGCCAACGUCUCCAAGUGCACCAAAGAGAACGUCGUCUGGGUUCUGCUCGCCACCAAUGUCUCCGCUGCCGUGCAAUGACGACGGCACAGAGCUGCAGGAGAAGCUCGCACGUGCUCGGCGCAUGGCAGAGUCGCAAGAGAAGCGCAGGGCCUCGUCCCAGGCGCCACAGCCGCACACGUCGUCGACCACCGACCGCCGCAGUCGCGGCCACUUCCACCGCCGGGAAAACCUGUCCAUGAUGCAAUCGCUGCAGCAGCAAGACGACAUUUCGGAAACGGAAUUCAACGCCCUUCCACCCUGGAAGCAGGAAUUUAUUCUCAGGCACAGGCGGAAGCAAAAGUACCUGCAGUCUGCUCACGCCACAAACUUGUGACCUCAUGAAUGAAGAAGGAUGAGUCACAACUCCUUCCAGCUCCUUCCAACUGUCACUGCGGGCCCGUUUUCUCGUUCCUGGUCGCUUGGUGCCUUGCUCAGCCCAUGUGUGGCUGCCCUGUUCUUGAUAGAGGCGUCAGCUUUCUCCUUUGAGCUUGCUUUCUGUGUUGUUUGGUCUCGUUACGACUGCUCUUUGUUUCCCUGCUUGACUGCUUCUGUUGCAUUCGCUCAUGCGCGCAGUACACGCACCCAGUACAUACACGCACCGUAAAACAUGAACAAAAC
Messenger RNA from Salpingoeca rosetta, 3472 nucleotides. RefSeq lists its product as uncharacterized. The transcript has 9 exons. The record is from RefSeq and is a predicted model, not a curated record. The coding region runs from base 45 to 3188 and encodes 1047 amino acids. Lineage: Eukaryota; Choanoflagellata; Craspedida; Salpingoecidae.